AUGCUUUCUCAUGCCGACCUCCUGGAUGCUCGGCUUGGGAUGAAGGAUGCUGCGGAGCUAUUGGGACACAGAGAGCCACUCAAGUGUCGCCUGGGUGGAAUGCCAGAACCCGGCCACCCGGGAGACAUGGCCCCUGGCGCGGACUCUGUAGAAGGCACCACCAUGCUGCCCAGUGAAGACAUUGCCACGGUGGGCUCCAAUGCGGGAAACAUGACAGUGAAUGGAAAGGAGCAAGAAAAACAGCCGCAACCGCCACAGAGCUCCAGUCAGACCGCCAGUCAGCAGAAGCAGAAGCGGCACCGGACGCGUUUCACGCCCGCACAACUCAACGAGUUGGAGCGCAGCUUCGCAAAGACGCAUUACCCUGAUAUUUUUAUGCGCGAGGAGCUGGCUCUGCGCAUCGGCCUAACAGAGUCCCGAGUUCAGGUCUGGUUUCAGAACAGACGCGCUAAGUGGAAGAAGCGGAAGAAGACCACCAACGUGUUCCGCGCUCCAGGCACUUUGUUGCCUACUCCGGGCUUGCCCCAGUUUUCGGCUGCGGCUGCAAUGGAAAACAGCCUGUGCUCCUUCCACGCAAAUGACUCCCGUUGGGCCACGGGCAUGCCGGGCGUAUCCCAGCUCCAGCUGCCUCCAGCACUGGGCCGUCAACCCGGUAUGGCACAGUCUCUGUCCCAGUGCAGCUUGGGGCCCGGACCCCCACCCAACUCCAUGGGCCUGUCCAACGGUCUCACCUCAAACGGCUCCGGCCUGCAGUCCCAUCUCUACCAGUCCCCAUUUCCUGGCAUGUCGGCGUCUCUUUCUGGCCCUACAAACGUGUCGGGCUCACCGCAGCUGUGUAGCUCCCCGGACAGUGACAUGUGGAGAGGGACGAGCAUCGCGUCAUUGCGGCGCAAAGCACUGGAGCACACAGUGUCCAUGAGCUUUACUUAA
This is a messenger RNA of Boleophthalmus pectinirostris (great blue-spotted mudskipper), 930 nucleotides long. Its product is annotated as homeobox protein orthopedia-like. The transcript has 3 exons. The record is from RefSeq and is a predicted model, not a curated record. Lineage: Eukaryota; Metazoa; Chordata; Actinopteri; Gobiiformes; Gobiidae. Gene Ontology annotation, molecular function: DNA binding; DNA-binding transcription factor activity, RNA polymerase II-specific. The coding region runs from base 1 to 930 and encodes 309 amino acids. Gene Ontology annotation, biological process: regulation of DNA-templated transcription; neuron differentiation.